This is a messenger RNA of Dermacentor albipictus, 5293 nucleotides long. RefSeq lists its product as uncharacterized. The record is from RefSeq and is a predicted model, not a curated record. Lineage: Eukaryota; Metazoa; Arthropoda; Arachnida; Ixodida; Ixodidae.
GCCAACAUUGACCGGCAGCAGCAGUAGCGAAUUUCCUGCUGCCUUUAGUCGUCGGGCAUGUGUAUACUUUCUGUGCAUAUUUAAAGGUUUUCGUCACUGCUUUUCAGUCUUUUGCUCACUGGCGCUCUCCUGCGUGAUAUGGCCGUGUGUUUCCGAGCACUCAAGGGUUCUUUAAACAGUGCGUUGGGGACUGUGAAGACUAGCAACAUCAGGUCCCAUACCGGUCUUCUGACCCUGACUGCUACAACGCCAUGCAAUUGCUAUGUAACCCUAACCUCUAGCCAAGGCACGAAGGUCAUUGCAAAGCAUGCUGCUGUGUUGCCUCAAGUCCUGGGAGGCACUUCCCUCCAGAGCACAUGCCGCAGUUCCAGUAUGUGCCUCCCUGCUGCACAUUCACUGCCUGAGGUCGUCACAAACGAUGUCAUUGCUCCAGAACUUGUCAACCGGGAGGAACAGGCCCCUUUCACAUUUUUUGAACUCCGAAGUGGGGACGAUGCGACAAAAUCUUCAGGCGUAGUUUGCAGAGUGCAUACGACGGUCUUGUCAGGAUAUUUAGAUGCCUACCCAUACAAGGUGUACUGCUUUGAUGUGGACCGGCGGGUGGCAGCAGAGAUGGCACUAUCUGAUUAUGAGCGAGAGGUGUUGCAGUUUGCGGGCACAUCAGUUGCUCUGAAAGGGGCACGCAAUAAUGAGCAGCUACCAGAUCCUGGUCGUGCGACUGAGGAACAGCUAAAGCGGAUAUCACGGGCCCUAGCUGGCCACUUGCCUCGUUUUUUCACUGAGCCACACAUCUACAGCUUGUACAACAGGAACAUUGUCUUCAGGAACAACAUUCGUGGCAUCACCACAAGGGGAAUUACAGGCUAUGUGCAGCAAAUGGCACUGGUUCGCAUCCUGGGUCACCUACGGUAUGCACAUGUGCAACUGGAAGUUCUCAAAAUGACAACUCACAAGGAGGACAGCACAGUUCGUAUACGCUGGCGCAUUGUGGGCGUAUCAGGCUUGCGUGCCCUGUUCAUGUUCUGGAAGUUCCGAAUUUGGGAGUGGCAGAAGAUGAUCUCUCAGGAGGCUGAGUGGACGGAUGGUUUUUCGGUGCUUAAAGUAGGAUCUGAUGGACUUAUAUACGAGCACAUUUGUGACAAGAUGAUGCCUGACGAAGAGCUAGAAGAGGCGAAGCCAUCUAAUGUGGCCAUCAAGCUUGCUUUGUUGUUGGGCCUGACACCACAAUCGUUCAGCUUUGGAUCUCCGACAGUCAUGUCCUCGAGUGAGAACAGCCUGCUUUAGUGCUGAAGCUGACACUCUUGCUUCUCCUCUUCUCCCACACAUUUUGUGUGUGCAGUGUACAUAGCUUUAGGAACACAAGUCAAGACCUUUAUCGGCCUUUACAAUUUUGUCUCGCCUUCCUGCCACAUUACAGGCAGUAUACUGUUACAAAAGAGUGUGGCUUAAUGGCUUUUGCAACGGGAAGGAUGAGUAAAGUUAUCGUGUGAGAGCAAUCCCUGUGAGUAGUAGUGCCUAGAGAAGGAUGUUUGCUAUUGAACUUGGUUCAACUCCUGUAGAUUGCAGCAAUGCUUUUGACAUAGCAGCUUGGAAUUGCAUAGUGUAAAAUGAUUAAGCAAGAACUUAGGAGGUGUUCUUGAUAGUGUUUUUGACAGCACACAUUGUACAUGCAUGAAAGGAUUAUUUAUCAUAGCUGUCUGCCUGUGCUCGUCUUUUUGCGCUGUGUAACUUCAAAUGUGAUGCUUGACAAAUGAUGUCAAUCUGUUUUAUCUUCACUCCCAAAAAUGCUGUUCACUAUGUGAUCUUCAUAUAAAUGGCAAUUUCUUUGAUGGAAGUACAAGUUGCACUAUCUGCUAACUUGAGAAAAGUCAUACUGGUUGGGCAUGGUUCUAAAGUUGCUUCCAGGUUGCAGCUUACUAAGGAAGCUUGUAUUCAGUGGUGUGUCCACUAGUUAUUUGUGCUGCUCUUUUAUUGUUGUUGAGUGUUGUUUAUUAUCGGUUACAGUAAAGGGCGACAUAAUUUGAACAGCACUUAUUUUUCAGAAAUGCAAAGGUUGUGCACUUGUGCUCAUCAUGCUAAAGUUGGUGCACAUAGCCUUUUACAAGGGAGUGCUGUAGUGAGCCACUUGUAGUCUGUUUGCUUCUAGGUUUUUGUUUCCAGUGCCAUGUCUGAACAAUUGUUUUCUGCAUAGCUUAAUCUGUGUACAGAGCAAGCUUUAAAGUGCUUUUAAGCUACGCAGAAGCUGCAUCAAGUUCUUGAACUCCUACUUACAAGGUGUGGACAUACUUAUGUGCUAAGCAUGUUAUGUGCAACUUGGAUCACAAAGCAGACUAUGAGGUGUUUACAUUACGUUCCAACAGUUGUGAUUGUCCAGCAAAUGAGAGAGUUGCAACAGUGUAUAUGAAAUCAAGUAAAAUGGCUCAUGGGCACAGUCUCGACAUUGUCCUUCCCAAUUUUAACUUUUACAGGUAAUGCAACACAGCUGGUUUUACAUACUGAUGUGUAGAAGUGGCUACCUGCAAUAGCAUUAUGUAAUGUGUAAGGAUGUGUCAAGUGUACUCACUGAGAUUCACUACCAAAGUGUUGUACCUACCUUGCACGUGCUUUGCUGUGAACCACUUGAGCCAUCAUAAGCUUUGCCAGGCCAGCUUAGACAAAAUUAGCUCUGUUGCAACAGUCUCCCGUGUUGCUUUCCACCAUGAAACCAUUUUGCUUUAAAUUCUGGGUUUUACUGUUAAUUUGAAAUUCAUUGUGAGACACUGGAGCAUGUGAUGGCUGCACUGAGUUUAGGCACAUAGAGUAGAUCUGUGCUUUUUGAGAACAAUGUGUAAGCACAGUAGUGGCAAGGUGUUGCAAUAGUGUUAGCAUGGUGCAACCAGAAUUGCACUGUAAGCAUUGUUGAGAAGUGCAGCAUUGUACAAGCUUUUGAUGAGCUAUGCUUCUGAGCGUUAUCUAUUCUGUCCAUCACAUGUGCCGUGGUUUCUAUUAUGUCCUUGUGGAGAGCUCAAAGCCAAUGUUAAAGAGCUUUUAAAAACAUUAUCUGCACAAAGUCGCAGCCCCGCACUUGUAUUCGGUAGCUUCUUAUGGAAGGGUUGUUAAUGCAAAAGCUCUCAUGUUGCAAUUUUUGUGGUUAUUAGAAUUAACAUUCUUGAGGUCACCAGUUUAAGAAAGCAGUUUGCAUUAAAUUUGAAAGCAUGCUUCUAAUAACGUGCAAUACCCUUCCUCCUCCCUUAUGCAUGUUAAAAAAAAAAAAACGAGCUCAACCACUGGGUGUCUGAGCUGUGCAGAAAAACUGCAGGUGCAUCAGUUUGAAGAGUAAGGUGCAUGUCUGCAAUUAAGCAGGAGUGCCACGAAGCGUAAAGGGAGUGACAGAAGUAGUCUGCAGUGGCCUGGUCUACCACUGUAAUGAGCAGCAUCUGCUCCCCAUUGUUGAAUCAAACACCCUGUUCCACACAUCUGGCUCUUCUGGACAAUGCUUAGCAGUUCAGCACAGUGUGAUAGAUGUACUGCAAUGUAUGUAACCCAUGGCCCAGCGCAAGUGUUGAUGUUGCACAGGUAUGCAUUGCAGUAGCAAGUUGUGUGUCACAGUAUGCUAAUACAGUCAAUUUGAACCCAUUGCUUGCAGUCGCAUUACACAUUGUUUUUGUUUUGUCAUGCUUUUUACAUAAUUGUCUGAAUUGUCAUUGGUUGUGUUCAAGUUUGCAGUACAUUUCUAAAAACAGUAAACUUAAGGUGGUCAAACAUGAUCAGGAGCCCAUAGCUACAUCUCCCAUACCAGCACCAUGCUUAAAACUGUGCUUGUAUACAAAGCAUCUGUAUCUACGUGUUCAAUUGCACGUAGUGUGAAACAAAAAAAUAGUGUGCGCUACUUUUUCUUUUUUUUAUUGAAAUAAAAAUAAAAGAGAGACGUAGUCACCUGAUAAUGGUGACUGCUACUCCUUUUCUCAUAGCGGAAACAACAAUAUAAAAAAAAAUCUAAGAAAUCACUUCAUACGGUCAGAAAUCCACAGCACACUUUUUUUAUUCCUGUAGUGCCUUUUGGCAUCUAUUUGUGGUGUAGAAAUUGAUAUGCAUAAUACCUAAAAACAUUUCUGGAAUAGUGUAAUGUUGCAGUGUGCAGUGUCUCCAGCGUAUUUCAAUAUGUAUAAAAAUUCUGCUGUGUAUGUCUGACAUUUCUAAACGCAGUGUCUCAUUGACUUUCUUUUUUGCUUUCUCUCUAAAUGCACUGUUAAUGGGUAAGUUGCUGCAGUUUAUCUUGUAAGUAAUUUCUCAACAGAAUUAAAAGUUUUGCUUCCGAGUUUUAAAAAAUGUAUCCUUGGUGGCUGACAGACUGCUUAUGCUACAUUGCAUGCCCGCCUGAACAGUUGUGUAACCAUGGCAAACUUGCAGGCAUUAUUGGGAGGCUUUAAUGUAUGGAAAUGGCUUUGGCUCACUAUUUGCGCAAUACUGUCACCUGCAUGUUUUUUUUUUUCUGCUAAAUUUGCUUAUGAUUAAAUAAGACAUCACUUUGUGACGAGUUGCAUACAGCUUAUUAUAUGUAGUGUUGUUCAUUUGUAUAAUUUUGUGAACUUCUUAAAGUGACUUAAAUUGUACAUACAUAUGGAGCAUUUAGCUGCUAUCCUUCACGUAAAUGAAGGCACAGUAACACUUUUACUGUUUGGAUGAUUUACUUGAGGUCGCUCAGCAGAAAUUGUGUAUGGUACUUGUGAGAAAGGUUGCUGUAAUGAUGUCUGAAGUGAAAAAUCAUUGUCCCAUAAGCCCCUCACCCAGAGAAUUGCAAUAUUUACUCUUUACAAAUUAGAUGCUGCAUCCAUUCGUGUAAUCCUCUCAUGAUGAUUGGGUGGGCUGGAGAAGUGUUUAGUGAAAAUGUGCUGCAGUGAGUGAGUGCUAGUCUAAGCUCCAGCCUGUUUAUAGCUCAUAAUGCAGUGCACAGUCUAGUUUGAUAAUUAGUGGUCCUAUAGUGCCACAUUGGGGUGCACUUGGCAUGAACAUGUUCCUUUACUACGAGUGCAUAUGUGCAUGCUCUUGUUUAGAAUAUAAAGUGCUGCUUCCUGUUGUAGCCGGUGAAAUAAGUUGCCACAGCGGUUAUACUUGUUGCGCUUUACUGUCUACACCACUCUCAAGUUCCAGAAAUAAGUGUUGGCUACAGUACACUUGUUUCUUGCUGUAAGGAUUUCAGGAGUGUGUUGUUGCAUUUUUUAAAAUUCGAACAUGAUUAAAUCUGUAGUACAUCCUUUGGUAGUAGUUGUGGAAAGUUCUGUUGCAUGAAUAAAACUUAUUUUUCAGUGCUUCA